This is a messenger RNA of Heterocephalus glaber (naked mole-rat), 4160 nucleotides long. The record is from RefSeq and is a predicted model, not a curated record. Lineage: Eukaryota; Metazoa; Chordata; Mammalia; Rodentia; Bathyergidae.
AUGAAAAGGAGAAGAAAGAAGAUACACAGGACAGGCCACUGCAAGAACAAGAGGGCAGUGGACAAGAAAUCAGUGGCUGCCCUUUUAUAUCUUGAUGUUAGAUCUGGGCAGUCCCAUUCAGAGCUCCUAAGCUGUUCUGUGCAGUGGUUUGACAGCUGUUCGUGAUGGACAGGUCACUUCCGGAUGUCCAGCCAUGAUUAGCUGUGCUUUGACAGCUCUCUAUUGUUGACAGAUCACACCUGGUUGCACUUCGGUUUGCUAUGCCCUAAUCUCUUGCCUCACUCGUACUUCAGCCUGGCAAGAUAAUAUGUAUUUCUCAGGCUUUGGACUAUGUUUAGGUCUUCUAUUCAUCUCAGUCAAUGCAAAAUUUAUGAAUGAUGGCGUUGAGAUGGAAGACUUUGAUGAAAAUUCAGAUGAGAUCGAUGUUGUUGAAGCUGAAAGUUCUUCAGAGAUUAACUAUAAGACACCUAAACCCGUAGGAGAAGUAUAUUUUACAGAAACUUUUGAUAGUGGGAAUUUGGCUGGGUGGGUCUUAUCAAAAGCAAAGAAAGAUGAUAUGGAUGCUGUGAUGUCUCUAUAUGAUGGAAGAUGGGAAAUAGAAGAGUUGAAAGAAAACCAGGUACCUGGUGACAGAGGACUGGUAUUGAAAUCUAGAGCACAGCAUCAUGCAAUAUCGACUGUAUUAGCAAAACCCUUUAUUUUUACUGAUAAACCUUUGGUAGUUCAAUAUGAAGUAAAUUUUCAAGAUGGUAUUGAUUGUGGAGGUGCAUACAUUAAACUCCUAACAGACACUGAUGAUUUGAUUCUGGAAAACUUUUAUGAUAAAACACCUUAUACCAUUAUGUUUGGACCAGAUAAAUGCGGAGAAGAUUAUAAACUUCAUUUUAUCUUCAGACAUAAACAUCCCAAAACUGGAGUUUUUGAAGAGAAACAUGCCAAACCUCCAAAUGUAGACCUUAAAAACUUCUUUACAGACAGGAAGACUCAUCUUUAUACCCUUGUAAUGAAUCCAGAUGACACAUUUGAAGUAUUAAUUGAUCAAAUAGUUGUAAACAAAGGAAAUCUCUUAGAAGAUGUGGUUCCUCCUGUCAAUCCUCCCAGAGAAAUUGAUGAUCCUAAUGAUAAAAAACCUGAUGAAUGGGAUGAAAGACUAAAAAUCCCUGAUCCUGCUGCUGUCAAACCAGAAGAUUGGGAUGAAGAUGAACCUGCCCAAAUAGAAGACUCAAGUGUUGUUAAACCCGAUGGUUGGCUUGAUAAUGAACCAAAAUUUAUCCCUAAUCCUAAUGCUGAAAAAUCUGAUGACUGGAAUGAAGAUAUGGAUGGAGAAUGGGAGGCACUUCAUGUCCCUAAUCCAGCAUGUCAGGUUGGAUGUGGUGAGUGGAAACCUCCUCUGAUAGAUAACCCAAAAUACAAAGGAGUAUGGAAACCACCAAUGAUCAGUAAUCCUAACUACCAGGGAAUCUGGAGUCCUCAAAAAAUUCCUAAUCCAGAUUAUUUUGAAGAUGACCAUCCAUUUCUUCUGACUUCUUUCAGUGCUCUUGGUUUAGAGCUUUGGUCUAUGUCCUCUGAGAUCUACUUUGAUAAUUUUAUUAUCUGUUCAGAAAAAGAAGUAGCAGAUCACUGGGCUGAAGAUAGCUGGAAAUUAAAAGUACUGGUUGCAAAUGCUAAUGAGCCUGGUGUAGUUAAGCAGUUAAUGGCAGCUGCUGAAGAGCACUUGUGGCUUUGGGUCAUUUUCCUGGUAAUAGCAAUAAUUCCAGUAAUAUUACUUACUUCAUUUUGUUGGCCAAGAAAAGCAAAGAAAAAAUAUGAAGAUACAGAGUAUAAAAAAGAGGCCAUAUAUAAACCACAAACUAAGGGAGCACUAGAGCAAGAAGUGAAGGAAGAAAAAGCAGCCCUGGAGAAGCCAGUGGACUUGCAGGAGGAAAACAAACAAAGUGAUGGUGAAAUUCUUGAAAAAGAAGAGGAAUGUGAACCUGACCAAAAGAGUGAAGAAGUUGAAGUCAUAGAAGGACACGAUGAGGGGAAUAAAUCAAAUAAGUCUGGAUCAGAGGAUGAGAUGAAAGAUGCAGAUGAAAGCACAGUAUCUAGAGAUGGACCAAUAAAGUCACUACGCAAAAGGAGAAUACGAAAGGAAUAAACUCUAUUCAAGUAUUUCAUUUCCUGGGAGAGAAUUCUAAAGUCCCUGUGCCAGAACUGACCCGGAAUCAAUCUGCACAUUCUGUUUAUAAAUAUCUAGCAAUGUUAUUCUUUCAGAUAUUUAUUCUUUCUUUUCAGGGGAAAAAGAAAGUAACUUUGAAGCUACAUCUUCUUUGAAUUUGGAAUUUUUAAAAAAGUGGCAAGUUAUAUAUCAGAUUUAUGAGAUUGAUAUUAUUAGAUGUUACAAUUUUAAUAACUUGAAGACAUUUUAGGUUUGUACCAAGCAAGAUGGUAUGUAGCAACCUUACUGCUGUUGGAAAAGUCAGUUAUUGGAAUUUUCACUUAAAUGGCUAUAACAAGAUUAAGUGAUGGUUUUAUAAUAAAAAUGAGAGUGUGUUCUGUUGCACAGAGAUAAAUGCAAUAAACUUUCUUGUGGUUGUUUAAUUAUAUCAGCAGUUGAAAGUGUUGUAUGUGACCCAGUUUGUGUUGAAUUAUAGUUACAGUCAGUUGUUUGUGUAAAUCAUAGAUUCUUUUAAAGAGGCGAUUUGGUGACAAAACACUAGUAAAAUGUCUGUCACAGAACUUACACAGUAUUUUACAUUGGAAUACAACAAUAAUAGGUUUAUGGUAUACAGAUUUUCUCUGAGCUUUUUUAAUUGUUUCAUGCCAGAGGAAUUUACCCCAUUCACAAAAUUGCUUGUGCAUUCAUGGCUCUUGAAAAUAAAAAUUACCUAUUUUUACACUUUAUACCCUAUUUAACAUGUAGAUUAUUAUUGGAGAGUCUUUAUUUUCCUUUAUUUAUUACCAUGAGAUUCCACUGGCUAAUAUCAGUGCUUUGUAUUUUUAUCUUGCUUUUUUCCUGGACAAAUUCAAAGUUGUCUGUGAGGUGGAUGGGAGUAGCUACUCUUAUUGCUCCUCUUGUUAGAGAAGUUACCAAAAGUCCCCGAACUACCUUAUAGUGAAGCUGUGAUGUUCCACUUAAAAUCUUUUAUUGAAUAUUUUUAUGUUCAAGUAACAGGUAUAGGGGAUUUAAAUCUUUGAAAUCACAGAACCAUUUUAUUACUAAAUAUCUAGAAAAAAACUACAUUACACUAGAGUUGAAUGAAAGUUUGGAUCCCUUGCUGGACCUGCAGCCAUCUCUGGACCAGCCCCAUCCCGGUUCUCUUACAUCUCCCUCCAUGGGUACAUGUUAGACCUCGAGGCUCCAGCUUCCCCUUUUACUAAAGAAGCCAAGCACAGCCAGGAAGCCCAUUCACUUCCUGUUUCAGAGAGAACUGAAAAUACAAGUAAGUGCUUUUCUCCACUGCCACAUUCUAACCUUCAUGAGUUGGUAGAAAUCCUAAGGCACAGUUAACCAUAAUUUGUAUUUAUUUAAUGCGAACUGAACUGAACUGAACUGGUCUUCCAGGGACUCCCACUCUAGCUUUAAUCUAGACAUGCUGAAUAAUUCUAAAUAUUUUUCAAAGUACACAGUUCCUUCUGGAGAUAAAUCCUUAACUACAAAAACCUUGCCAAACAGGUGUCAUAAAUGUGAAUAUUUUUUCUAAAUAUUGAUUAAACCUGUUUUUACUUUCUUAGUUGCAGAAUCACUUUUAACUUUUGGCUAAAUUUUAACUAAAAUUUGAACAUUUGGUUAAAAACUCCAGGAGCUUGCAGUGGUAAAAUCUGAGCAUUCAUUUUUGCCAAGUUACUGCUAAUUCCCACGCAUAUUCCUCUCAGUAGAUGUACCGUGGCUGAUAGGUUUAACCAAAACUAAAAUGCUUAUGAGUAGUAUAAGAGAUCUAUACAGUAGACAAAACAGAAUCUUAAUAAUGAAAUCCCUUUUUGCGUUUAUCCUAAUCUAACUUUAUUAUUUAAAAUGACAAAUUUUAUCUUCUUCUCUGCUAUUUUGCUUUUAGUUCUCCUAGUUUUACAUGCUUUUUUAACUUCACAGGCUAAAGUAACUUUUGUUUUCUUGAAAGUGUUUCUCGGCUAGCCCUGUGCUCAUUGACCAUUUCUCUAGGAAGACAUCAUGUUGGUAGUUU